Messenger RNA from Seminavis robusta, 735 nucleotides. The record is from the annotation of a GenBank genome assembly. Lineage: Eukaryota; Bacillariophyta; Bacillariophyceae; Naviculales; Naviculaceae.
AUGGAUCCCAAGCUUGAACAACAGAAAAAAUUUGGAAAGAUCUGCGGUUCUGCGGCCGUAGGUCUCCUCGUUACUGUCUUUAUCUUGUCCUAUUUGCAAGAGUGGAUGCGCAGGAAAUGCAGAGCCAGGAGACAUUCCAAGAUGAAGGGUCUCUGUACAACCACAGGAGCCCCCACAAGUGACGACGUUAAUGCGGACGAAGAGGCAAUGGAAGAAAAUAUCCGAAACAGUUUGGUUAUAAAGAAAUACAUGAUUCUGGACGAUGGCGUCAUCUCUGCCACAUUGGGAUCGAUGACUUCCAUGUCGUGUUCACUGCCUCCAGGAGCCACACGAGUGCCAAUUGAUGUUGAGACUGGCAACAAGGACGACAUCAGUGUUUCGGAGAGCAUCAGCGAAGACUCCGACAACAAUGUUGGCAACAAAAACAGUGACAAAAGAAGCAGGUCCCACCCCAAAAAGUUGGAUCGUAUGUUUAGCAGUCUGAGCACAUUCACGGGAUCAUCAGAAACCAUCAAAUCGAAGAAGAACCUGGGGAACCGUACACACCACUCUGUGUGCGAGCUCUGUGAGAAGAACUUUGUUAAUGGUGACGAUGUUUGUGAGUCCAGCAGCCCUCGUUGCAACCACGUCUUCCAUCAUGAGUGCAUCGCAUCCUGGAUCUCUUUUCAGAAUGCUUGUCCUUGCUGCUCCGAGCCAUUUGUGGUCAUGAACAUGUCCCAAGAAUUCACUAGCUAG